This is a messenger RNA of Monopterus albus (swamp eel), 1040 nucleotides long. Its product is annotated as dickkopf-related protein 2-like. The coding region runs from base 111 to 920 and encodes 269 amino acids. The record is from RefSeq and is a predicted model, not a curated record. The transcript is spliced from 5 exons. Gene Ontology annotation, biological process: negative regulation of canonical Wnt signaling pathway; multicellular organism development. Gene Ontology annotation, molecular function: co-receptor binding; receptor antagonist activity. Lineage: Eukaryota; Metazoa; Chordata; Actinopteri; Synbranchiformes; Synbranchidae. Gene Ontology annotation, cellular component: extracellular region.
ACCCUGAGAGAGAUGGAGAAUUUAACACGACACUGAAUCCGGAUUCAUUUGGCUCCACUGUAAAGGUUCCGGACAAGAACCUGACUCCGCAAGCCACAGGUACGAGCAUCAUGGCCCCUCUGGUGCUGUUCAUGGUGAGUUUCGGCCUCGUCCUGUCGGCGUGUUCACGACGCGGGGACGCGCGUGUCAGACUGAACUCCAUCAGCACCGUGAUCCUGAGCGAGGGACACGCACUUCCGGUGAACCGGAGCGCAUGGGGGCCUAGUCUGGACUUAACGCUCUACCAGUGCAUGAGCGACCUGGAGUGCAGCGAGGGGAGUUUCUGCCACGUCUCCAUGAAAGGCACUGCCCACUCCCGCUGCCGCACCUGCCGCAAGAGGAAGAAGCGUUGCCAGAGGGAUGGCAUGUGUUGCCCAGGCAACCGCUGCAGCAAGAAUAUCUGUGUUCCUGAUGUGGCUCAGAGGAUCCUGCACUCAGAGGAAGGGAGGAGUCCACCGUCCAAGGAGAAAGGAUGGAGGAAGAGGGCGAGGAUGAACGUCAGAGGUGUCCACAGCAAAGGUCAGGUGGGGGACCCCUGCCUGCGCUCCUCUGACUGUUCGGCUCAUUUAUGCUGCGCCCGUCACUUCUGGACCCGCAUCUGCAAGCCGGUGUUGCACGAGGGACAGGUUUGCACGCGACACCGCCGGAAAGGGAGCCAAGGCCUGGAGCUGUUCCAGCGCUGCCCAUGUGGGGAAGGACUCAGCUGCCAAAUGCUGAAAGAGCGAAGCACCAAGCCCUCAUCUUCAUCAUCUUCUUCAUCAUCACUGAUGGCAGCAGUGGCAAAAUCCAGAUUUGCUCCAUCUUCUUCCUCUUCAUCAUCCUCAAAGUCAUCAUCAUCAGCGGUGGCAAAGACAAGACUUCACAUCUGCCAGAAGAAAUAAAGUGUGGACGGAUGAGGAGAAAGAAAGAAAGACUUGAAGGGAGGGAGACGAGAAAGGACGGAACUGGCCGACCCCCGAGGGGACGAGAGGCAGAGACACAAAGAAGAGAGAGGACAGAGA